AUGCAUUAUAUCAGAUUUCUUCGAUCUCCCAAAGUGAUAAAAAAUCGACGGGGCACCUUGGUCCAACUACUCUUCACCAUCACAACUGAUCUCGGAGACUCAUUUCUGUUCCCGGAGAGGUUUUUAGACCUUCAAGUCGUUGCGGUUGCUGCAUCACCAGAAGGCAGCUCAACAUGGCUCCUGUCAGAUCCAGGACACCUUGACUGGGAGCCCGGUAUGCGUGUCGCCAAGCCAGCUUUGGAACUUCCUAUUGCUCUUGAACGAGCUAUUGAAUCAGGAAUGAGAGUCCAUAUCUGUGUGAGGGCAUCGGAUCCUCCUCACACUGCCGAAAGUGUCCCCCGCAUUCUGGCCUUGUCUGCCGAGAAGAUGCGGUACCGGAGAGAAGCCGCCGAGAAGGGUGCAGUCAUGCCAGCUUGGGUACCAUUGACACUUCAACCCUCAGAUACAGAUGUAUCCAUUCGAAGGCUCCUGUUGAAUGAGACAUCCGGCGGUCUGGGAACGAUUGAGAUUGAGGAGGAGAUCGGAGAGAGCAUCGCACGUCACAUAUGGGAUGGCGGCGUAGUAGCGACAUGUGCACUUGUGGGUAUCGAGACUGCUCCCGAGAGCGAGUCCAGCACCAACCCCUGCAUGAGGACCAUGAAAAACAUAUUCAGCCGCCAAAAGUCAAUCCGUGUGUUGGAAGUGGGUUGCGGUGUGGGCAUUUUGGGUAUCGGGCUCGGCGCUGUGUACCCUCGACUAGGUCCCUCUGACGGUGACUGCACCAUCUUGAUGACAGAUCUGCCAGAGGCCGAGGAACGAGCCAGAUCCAACAUGAAGAGGUUGGAGAACUCGCACCUACGAUUCCAGGAGACUCCGGUGCGAAUGAUCUACGAGAAUUUGGAUUGGGAGGAGGGCAGACAGGGUCGCUUUGGGCCUGAGGUCAAAUCUGGACCCUGGGAUCUCGUGAUGCUCAGCGACUGCACCUACAAUGUCGACAUGCUUCCAGCCCUGGUGGAAACACUUUCGGCCAUUCACACAGCAAACUUGACCUACUUUCCCGCAGGGGAGCCAUUUACUACAAAGGUCUUCCUGGCCACCAAGCCCCGCCACGACUCUGAGGAAGUCUUGUAUGAGUUAAUGGACAAGGACGGUUGGUACAGCGUCCAUAAGCAGGUGCUUCCAAAGCCUGUCCUUGGAGAAGCGCCUCAAUCUGUCGAGCUUCAUCUAUUUGAUAAGUCUGGACUCAGUGAGGGCCAGAGCUCGAAGAGAGUGGAGUCCAAGAAUAUGCUCAAGAAGGUCGAGACGGAGGACAUGGACGACAACGUUGACAAGGACACGGAGUAUUCAUUCUAG
Messenger RNA from Fusarium coffeatum, 1332 nucleotides. RefSeq lists its product as uncharacterized. The transcript has a single exon. The record is from RefSeq and is a predicted model, not a curated record. NCBI's taxonomy places the organism in Eukaryota, Fungi, Ascomycota, Sordariomycetes, Hypocreales, Nectriaceae. Bases 1 to 1332 code for a protein of 443 amino acids.